CUACUCCCAAUUCCUGUCCACCUCACUAAGUCUGCGUAAAUAGGUGCAGGUCGAUCCCAAAUCGCCAGAUCUAGUGCUAGUGGAUGAGACCUUGGAGAGUCCAUCCCACUCUGCCGCCCUCAGUCUAAUCAACCAGCCAACCGGGUUCGUUGCCUUGGCUCAGCGGCUCUUAUCUCAAGGGGCACUUGGAGUCCACGAUCUACAUAGCACGCACACAUUCGCAAAACUCCGCGGAGACGGUUUAUGUGGGCUUAGUGUGAGUUUGGCUCACAGCCCAGAGCCCACUCUGGACUCUUAUCCGGAGAUGCACCGUAGAUGCGAAAACCAUCGUCGACAGUAUCAAUUACAGUCGUAAGGGGACUUGGAUAGAAGAGGCCGCUUGAAAUGAGAUGAUGCUGGGGUUGUUUAUAUAAACGACGGCGUCGGUAUCGAAAUAUCGGUAUCCCUAAAUGGUUUUUUUUUUUCGACAACGAAGCCUUGUUGAACUCAGCAAACUCAGUCCACUCACCUCACUCAUACUAUAAAAAGCGAGCGACAACGCAAAGACGAUAUAUACUAGUUAUUUAAUCGGCCUAGCUUGAAUUAAUACACGGGGGAAAGAAGUUCAUAUCAAACAGUCGCCCAUAAUGUUGAGGAUAUCAUAUCUCUGGCGCAGUCCAGAGAUCAACCCCGUCAACCGCAAGGCGCAAUCGAUUCCCGUAUUCAACCUCGUCAACAUCUAUGGCCGUGUGUUCUUCUUCUCAUGGUUCGGCUUCAUGGUCGCCUUUUGGGCCUGGUACACGUUCCCACCACUUAUCACCCACGUUAUCAAAGCCAACCUUCAUCUCACACCUACACAAGUUGCCAACUCGAACAUCGUGUCAUUAGUCGCAACAUUACUGGUUCGAUACCUCGCCGGUCCCCUUUGCGAUCAGUUCGGUCCCCGCUAUGUCUUCGCGGGCGUUCUUCUCGUCGGCGCUAUACCCCUCGGACUCGCUCCGCUUGUACACGAUGCCACGAGUCUCUACAUCUCUCGUUUCUUCCUCGGUAUCCUCGGCGGCUCCUUCGUCCCCUGUCUAGUCUGGUGUACGGGAUUCUUCGACAAGAAUGUCGUGGGUUCGGCGAACGCGCUAGCCGGUGGCUGGGGUAACGCCGGCGGCGGUAUCACGUACUUCAUCAUGCCCGCUGUCUUCGACUCCUUCAAGGCGCGCGGAUACAGCGACGGACCCGCCUGGCGUCUGACUUUCAUCGUUCCCCUGAUUGUCGUCAUCUUCACCGGCCUCGGCAUGAUUCUCCUGUGUCCCGACACCCCAACCGGCAAAUGGUCCGAGCGACAUCUCCACGCGGAGCAGGCCCUAGACGCCGGCGCUCAGAAGUCAACUGGCGUCGUCGUCGACGUGCCUGGCUCCAUAACAGCCAAGCAGGACUCCAACACCAGCAAGUGCUCCGACUCCGACCUCGAGAAGAAGGCCAAAGAGACCUCUAGUCUCGACCACGACGCCACGAUCGCCCAGGGGGAGAUCUUCGAAUACUCCCAGGGCGAGACGAUCCAGAAGCCCACGUUCGCCGCAGCCCUGAAGAUCCUCGUGUCGCCGCAGACCCUCUUCCACAUCCUGACGUACCUGUGCUCGUUCGGCGGCGAGCUCGCCAUCAACUCGGUGCUCAGCGCGUACUACGUCAAGAACUUCCCGCACAUCAACUACGCCUACGCGGCCAACGUGGCGGCCAUCUUCGGGUUUCUGAACUUCGUGACGCGGCCCCUCGGCGGCUUCGCCUCGGACUACCUGUACCGCGUGACGGGCAAGAGUCUCUGGGCGAAGAAGAUCCUGAUCGUCGUGUGCGGCACGCUGACGGGCGUCUUUCUGAUCGUCAUCGGCCAGUUGGAUCCGCAUGACCUGCCCACAUUGCUCGGUCUAGUCUCGUUGAUGGCUAUCUUCCUCGAGGCCGGCAACGGCGCCAACUUCGGCCUCAUCCCGCACGUCCACCCGCACGCCAACGGCAUUGUCUCGGGGACGACGGGCGCCGCGGGCAAUCUCGGCGGCAUCAUCUUCAGCAUCAUAUUCCGCUUCAUGGACAACGGCACCAACUACGCCAAGGCCUUCUGGGUCAUCGGCAUCCUGCACAUUGGUCUCAACCUCGCCCUCUGCUGGGUUCCUCCUAUUCCACGGGGCCAGGUCGGCGGCAGAUAGAUAAUUAUCAUCUGCUGUUCUUUUUCACUUACUAUUUUCAUAAUAUAUUUGCAUAAUACCUUAGAUAGAUAGGUAUUUCAG
Molecule: messenger RNA, 2249 nt
Organism: Xylaria bambusicola
Lineage: Eukaryota; Fungi; Ascomycota; Sordariomycetes; Xylariales; Xylariaceae
Product: nitrate transporter
Exons: 3
Coding region: 627-2168 (513 amino acids)
Biological process (GO): nitrate transmembrane transport; nitrite transport
Cellular component (GO): membrane
Molecular function (GO): nitrate transmembrane transporter activity; nitrite transmembrane transporter activity
Source: RefSeq, a predicted model, not a curated record